GAUUGGACCCCACCACUCCUUGUCUAUUUUUACUUUCCCAUAAAUCAACGGCUCCGGUUGUAAUGUCACAGUGUUUGAUGCGAUAAAAUGCAUGGUAGCCGUCAGAUGGGGCGGAUGCUCAUAAAAAUGCAUCUCAACGGCUGAGAUGAAUGCGUUGACUUUAGUAGGAGUAAAUCACAAAGUGGAAGGAAGGAAGGAGAUUUUCGCUAAUAAAAAGACGAACCCCGCUCGAGCUCUGCUUCCCUCUUCCUCUCUAUCUCUCGAUCCUUCAAAGCGGCCAUUGGAGGUCUCGAAGAACCAUUUUAAGCUAUACUUCUGAUCUCGAGAUUCGUGCGAGAAGAUAACUUUCUGGGGAAUUAUUUGACUCUCUGCUUAAGGGUGACCACAAGAUCUUGACGAAAAAAUGGAAACAGAAGAUGAUCUUUGUAAGAACAACUGGGGAGGCGCAUCUUCUUCUUCGUCUUCCAAAAGGCGUGAGCAGGUAUGCUUCACGUCACAGCACAAGUGGGAAGAUGCUUCUAUCUUGGAUUACGAGAUGGGUAUGGAGGAAGAGCCUGCUUUCCAAGAAAACAGCAACAACAACAACGGUGGUCAAGUUAAUGUUGAUUUCCUCCAAGGCGUCAGGGCUCAAGCGUGGGAUCCGAGGACGAUGCUGAGCAACUUGUCUUUUAUGGAAGAGAAGAUUCACGAGCUCCAGGAUCUUGUUCAUCUGAUGGUUCGCCGAAACGGGCAGCUUCAAGGUCGUCAAGAACAGCUCGUUGCUCAUCAGCAGCAGCUCAUAACCACUGAUCUUACUUCCAUAAUCAUACAGCUGAUUUCAACUGCAGGUAGUCUUCUUCCAUCUGUUAAGCAUCAUAAUAUGUCAACAGCGCCGGGUCCAUUCACCGGUUCAGCCUUGUUCCCUUAUCCAAGGGAGGCUAAUAACCUUGCUUCGCAGACCCUAAACAACAACACUUGCGAGUUCGAUUUGCCUAAGCCCAUUGUUGUCGAAGAGAGGGAAAGCCAUGUUGUAGAAGAACAUGAAAUGAAAGACGAAGAUGAUGUGGAGGAAGGAGAGAAUCUUCUUCCCGGUUCUUACGAGAUACUGCAGCUCGAGAAAGAGGAGAUCCUCGCUCCCCAUACUCACUUCUGCACCAUCUGUGGCAAAGGUUUCAAGAGAGACGCUAACCUGAGGAUGCACAUGAGAGGGCACGGAGAUGAGUACAAAACUCCUGCUGCUCUGGCUAAACCCAACAAAGAAGCCGCACCCGGGUCUGAGCCGAUGCUGAUCAAAAGAUACUCCUGCCCAUUCCCUGGUUGCAAACGUAACAAGGAUCACAAAAAGUUCCAGCCGUUGAAGACGAUUCUAUGCGUGAAGAACCACUAUAAACGCACCCACUGCGACAAAAGCUUCACUUGCAGCCGCUGCCAUACCAAGAAAUUCUCUGUCAUUGCCGAUCUCAAAACCCACGAGAAGCACUGCGGGAAAAACAAGUGGCUCUGUUCCUGUGGCACUACAUUCUCGAGGAAAGACAAGCUGUUUGGUCACAUUGCUCUGUUCCAAGGACACACGCCUGCCAUCCCACUUGAAGAGACGAAACCUUCUGCGCAGCGAGGGAGCUCUGCUUGCGAGAACAGCAACAACAACAACAACACAGGAAUGGUUGGUUUCAAUCUUGGCUCUGCAACAAAUGCUAUUGAAGAAGUCGCACAGCCUGGAUUCAUGGAUGGGAAGAUACGUUUCGAGGACUCGUUCUCGCCGCUGAGCUUUGACACGUGUAAUUUUGGAGGGUUCCAUGAGUUCCCACGACCCAUGUUUGAUGAUUCAGAGAGUUCAUUUCAAAUGCUUAUUUCAAGUGCCUGUGGUUUCUCUCCCAGGAAUGGUGGUGAGUCUGUUUCAAAUACUAGUCUUUAAAUCAUUUGCAAUAUAUGAUUAAGCUAUCUAAGUUGUUCUUGGCCUUUUUAGCCUCUAGGCAGCUCCUUUUCUGUCUGUAAUUUGUUAUUUUCUAGAAUAAUAUCAGGAGAGCAAAAAGUGGAUUUCCUUUUCUUAUGUCAUGUAAUAUAAGAAAGUUUAGUUUCUUUUUUC
Molecule: messenger RNA, 2065 nt
Organism: Brassica oleracea var. oleracea
Lineage: Eukaryota; Viridiplantae; Streptophyta; Magnoliopsida; Brassicales; Brassicaceae
Product: protein SENSITIVE TO PROTON RHIZOTOXICITY 1-like
Exons: 3
Coding region: 404-1894 (496 amino acids)
Biological process (GO): response to acidic pH; response to aluminum ion
Source: RefSeq, a predicted model, not a curated record